GACGCCCUCCAGUCAGAUCAGCCCCUUCCCAGCCCGGACCACCACCGCCACCACCACAGUCUACUCCCACCCCCCUCCUACUAUUCCACACACCAGCCCUCCACCCAGCCAGUCACCUCGUGUGCGACCGGCCGGCAGCAGCAGCAGGCACCUCACAAACAAGAGCCAGGACCUCAGCGGCACAGAGAUCCUUCCCUACCCGGGGUUUGUUGCUUGGAUCUGGGCAAAGAGAAGAGAGGAGGACCAGGGUGAGGAGAAUGGGACACCGGUGCCUGGAGUCCGCUCGGCGCAUUUGAGAGCUCGUCCGACCCGCUUCCAGGUUCCUUGUCUCCCGGCUCCGAGUCACGUUUUCCCCGCUGACACAACACAAUGGGCUGCUGCAGCGGGCGAUGCACCCUCAUCUUUAUCUGCACUUUACAGUUGUUGCUGGCUUUGGAGAGACAGGUCUUUGACUUCCUGGGCUACCAGUGGGCCCCCAUCCUCGCCAACUUCGUCCACAUCAUCAUCGUCAUCCUCGGCCUCUUCGGCACCAUCCAGUACCGGCCGCGCUACAUCGUGGUGUACACAGUAUGGGCAGCUCUGUGGGUCGCCUGGAAUGUCUUCAUCAUCUGCUUCUACCUGGACGUGGGAGGCCUGUCCAAGGACAGUGACCUGCUGACAUUUAACAUCUCAGCCCAUCACUCGUGGUGGAGCGAGCACGGGCCAGGCUGUGUGAGGAGGGAGAUGCCCCAGGCUCCAGGGAGCCGCACCACAGAGAGCCACUCCUACAUCACUGUCAUGGGCUGCCUCCUGGACUACCAGUACAUCGAGGUCGUCCACAGCGGCACACAGAUCCUUUUUGCUCUCCUGGGCUUUGUGUACGCCUGCUACGUUGUCAGCGCCAUCACUGAGGAGGAGGACAGCUUUGAUUUUAUUGGUGGAUUUGACCCAUUCCCUCUCUACCAUGUCAAUGAGAAACCAUCUCAUCUCCUCUUAAAGCCCAUGUACCUGUCUACGUAAAUAGGAGAGCGUCCAGCAGGGAGGUGACACAGCAGAUUCCCACGGAGACAAAAUGGCUGUUUUGACACAAACGUCCCCAGUGCACCGGGGCAUGCCAGACAUUCCUCCCCCUUCUUGAUUUCAGUUCUUUAAACAUGUCAUUUACUGGUUUGCCGCCCAGUAAAGCCAACACUUCUCAGUUAGGGUCCAUUGUUUCCCAUGGAGAGAUGAAGGACCCUGAGAACGAAGGGGGGGGGGGGGAAUUACACUGGAACAAAGCCUCAUAUUGUGUAUUUAGGGAAGUAUCAAUCAUUUUCUUUGUGUUGAGUUCUUUGCUAAGGUCCCAUUGCUGCUCUGACCUGCCCAUACUGGUCUUGACACUCCCCCGGAAAAUGACUGUAUAGAACACGUGCAGCAUAUAAAUACAGUGUGUAUGUAACCAGGAACUGCCCAGCGUUCCCAGUCUGUGACUUCGAGAGGACUCAGUGAUUUAGCGUGUCAUUGCCGGUUUGGCUCAGAUCUUGGCCGGAGGGCUGAAUUACAGUGGAGCCCGUGGAAUGAGCUAUUGUGUGCCGCCUGUUUACUUUAGGCCAGGAUCUGUGUGCAUAAAUACACAAGUGAAGCAGGAAGAGGCCGAGGGAGGGGAGGGAACAAAAGCACCAAAACCUUCAGCGGCAUCUGUCAAAAAUAGAAAAUGUAAAUAAUGAAGGGGGGGGGGGGGGGGGAGUUGGAUUGAGAGUUCAGUCACAAGGAAGCAGCAUGUUGAGUUUUACCUUUUUAUUUUCGGAGUCUUACUAUUGUGACUAUUUUCCGCCAACAGCCUCGUCAGAAGAUGUGCCGAGAGCUUUUCUUCUCACUUCUCCUCUUAACUACUGACGACAACACAUCAGGGCAGAUCACACACACAUACAGACACACACACACUCUAAAGCAAGGGUUGCACAGCGUAUUUUUAACUUUCAGCGAAAACAAUAGCGAUUGUUUUACUACUUCAUAUUGCACACAGCAGUGUUUGAGUCCGUAUGGGUAUAGUCCUCAGUGUAGAAGUAGCAUGGCUAUACGUGAGUGGAUCAGAUGUUCGUCUCCUGUCGGUCAAACAGUUUAGAUUCUCAAUGGUGAUAGUCUCAGUUGUGAUUGUUUUAUAGCAUGUUUUUUACAGGGUUUGUAUUGUAAUUAUGUGUAUAACAUCUUAAGUGAUGACAAAAUAGCAAAUCUGUGUCUUCAGAUGACUUUACAGUGAAUGAGCUGGUGAAUCUGGAACGGAAAUCUUCUGCUGAGUAGUUUCUUACUCACAAUUAUUUGAAUCUGAUCCAGCCACCUUAUAAGUUGAUAUAGGGCAGAAGUGCAUCAUAUCUCUCUGAACCGAUUGGUGGCACUUUUUUUAAUUUCUUUAUGUUUUCCUAUCAGGACUAUACAGUCUGUUCUGGCGCCUCACUGAUUGUGUGAAUCACUAGUGACUCCUGGUGGCUAAAGUGUUCAUGUACAGGUUACAAGGCCCCUGCCACAAGCCUGCACCUCCGUAAAUCUCAAGUGUUUUAUCUUUCAUUGAUUUGUAAUAGUUUCUCAAUGGUUUCUGGAAAGUAACCGUCAUGUAAAGAGAGUCAGACCUUUUACUGAUUUAUUUCAAUACUGCAUUUCAGUCCUUUUCUUUUAUCACUCAGGUUAAGGUCUGCUUUUAGCCACAGAAUUUUCAAUACGAUAUUCAUUUGAUUGCAGUAUUUGCAAAGUCUUAGAAUGUCAAUUAUUUCUAUAAUCAAAACAGUGCGAACAAAGCAGUUAUUUUUGUCCGUUUAAGCUCAAAAUAAAAUUCUUCAUUCUACCUGAUAGUCUACAAUUUUGAUCCUGAAAAUCAUUCGACCCAUUUCUGCCGGCUAAUGUCACAAUGAUAGAUUUUGAAUUGUUAUUAUACUGGAUAGAUGCAAUAAUUGAUAUGUACUUAUUGUCUUUUAUAAUUUAAUGUCCACACACUCCUGGUAGUUUAUAUCUGGGGUGUGGGUUAGUUCAAAACACAAAUCACCUCAUACUGUAACAUAAUCAUUACAAGUAGUGAAAUGCUACUAAAGUCAUUAAUUAACAAUAGUCUUCCUCUCAGUGCAAUACAGCCUCAAACCUGGUUUGAUUGUCAAAGUGUUGUUUUCCCCACUGAGAAAUAAAAGCACCUCUGUGUAGAUAAUAAUUUUUCUCUGCAUAGAAAGUGGAAAAGUGGAUGUUUUUGUAUUUCUCUUUAUUUCGUGUCCUGUGUUUCUCCUGUUCCCAUGUGAUCUGAUUGCAUAAUCCUAUUUAUCCUGAACUGUGCUUUGUGUUCAUGUAAAUAGGUGUUUGUUAAUAAAAGAAUGUGCUC
Molecule: messenger RNA, 3319 nt
Organism: Platichthys flesus (European flounder)
Lineage: Eukaryota; Metazoa; Chordata; Actinopteri; Pleuronectiformes; Pleuronectidae
Gene: nkain4
Product: sodium/potassium transporting ATPase interacting 4
Exons: 7
Coding region: 370-999 (209 amino acids)
Biological process (GO): regulation of sodium ion transport
Source: RefSeq, a predicted model, not a curated record